AUGCCUCGAGGCAGUGGUGGGGGCAAGGACAGGGGCAGGGGGCAGGGCGAUCGUGGCAGACGCUGGCAAGGGGGACCUGAUCGUGGCCGGGGCGGUCGAGGCGAUCGUGGCGGGCGCGGUGGUCGCGGUGGUCCAAGUGGCUCUGACAGAAGAGGUGGAGGAGGGGCUGGAAGGGGUAGAGGGCCGAAGCCCAACUUUCAGGAGUGCUCAAGGGAGCAUGGGCAGAAUGCCGUGCAAUCACUCCUAAAACAGUUUAAGUCCCCUCUGGGGCCAGCGAAACCAGAGGGGAAUCCCGUCCGUGCCAAGUAUGGGCCAGGGAAGCUUGGUCGCGCAAAGAAAGUCAUCGCCAACUACUUUGUUGUUCGGUGCCAGUGUCGUGAGACCCUGCAAUACCAAGUGGAUAUCAAGAGAGCAGGAGACGUUCCCAUGGAUGAAGAGGAGCUGGGGGGAUCAGAAACGUUUCCAGUCAUGACCAAGAUGGCCCAGGACAAUGGAUGGGGUCUUGCCUGGGCCUAUGAUGGCCGACAUGCACUAUAUGUGCCAACAGAGGCUGCAGGGGCAUUUCCUCCAGAGAGGGAGACCACCCAGGCAGUGAAGGUUGCACGCCGACGGGGGGAAACGACGUAUGAGGUCACCACCAAGAUGGUGGCAACGAUCAACAUCCGUGCCCUCUUGGACUUUGUGGCAGGGCGGAUAGAUGGCUUUCCCCAAGAUGUGGUGCAUGUCCUUGAUGUGGCCCUUCGCCACAGAAACAUGAUGGACCCCGCUUGCACACCCCAUCGGGAGAGCUUCUUUUUUCACUCGGCUCGUGGGUUCAAUGCAAAGUCCAUUGGUGAAUGUGCUGAGGUCAAAAUGGGCUACUACCAGAGCCUCAAGGCUUGUGCCAGUGGCUUAAUGCUCAACGUUGAUACAGCAUUCAUAGCCUUCAGUGAGACGAAGCUGGUCAGCGAAAUCAUGCGCGACAGGCGCGUAACGCUGCAAAGCGUGAGGUCAAUUGCACAAUUGGCAAAAGAUCUCAAAGGCUUCAAGGUGAUCAACACCUUGAACCAAAACAUCGUGCACAAGGUGAAGGGCAUCACCCGCAGGACUCCAAGCCAGGAAAUGUUUGAAACUAGUGAUGGCAGGACAAUAUCUGUUGCACAGUACUUCAGGGAUCAGUUUGGGAGAGACCUCCAGCACCCACAGUUGCCGUGUGUGGAUUGCAGCAAGGGAAAACGAAACAUCAAAAUUCCCGCAGAGUUCACACAGAUUGUGCAGGGUCAGAAAAUAAGAAAGAAGCUGUCAGCAAGGCAGGCACGGCAAAUGAUUACGCACGCUUGCCAAGGGCCAAGGGAUAAACAGCACUACAUCGACGAAGUGAUGUUGCACCGUGCAGGCUUCAAUGAAGAUCCGGUGGUGGCAUCUUUUGGGAUUAACAUAAACAACCAAAUGGAAAAGGUGGAUGCCCGCGUCCUCCCCCAACCCCACCUGCGCUACCAGCGGCCCGACUGCAUUGAUGUGGGCACCCAAGGGGCCUGGAACCUGGUCAAUGGGGUCCAAUUCCUGAGGUCGGGCCAGAUCCGCAGCUGGGUUCUGGUUUCUUUUGUGAACCCCAACGAGCUCCAGGUGGCAGACCAGGAGCACAGCUUGGCGGGCUUUCUUGACAAGCUCCAGCAGGUAGCAAGACGAACAGGCAUCCAGGUGCCUGGGGAGCCCGUUGUGCACCAGGCCAGGGACAAGCCAGUUGUGCAGGCUGAGCUGGGCGAGGGUGUGCGAAUGGCCAGGGCACGGUUUGGCAGGGAUCCCAACAUAAUCAUCGCUCUACUGCCUGCCGAUGCCAAGGACUACUACCGUGAGGUCAAAAUGUCUUCUGACUCGGUGCUGGGAAUCCCCAGUCAGUGUGUCUGCGCCCCGAACGCAGGCAUUGGCAGGAGCGCGAGAAAAGGGGGAGGAAAAUUUCUGGACCAGUACUGCUCGAACCUUUGCAUGAAAAUUAACGCCAAGCUGGGUGGCUCAAAUUGUGCAAUACUUGAUGUGCGUGGCGCUGGCCUCCCAAUCAUUAACCAGAGAAGUCCAUUCUUGCUACUCGGCGCGGAUGUCACUCACCCUCGCAGCCAUGGGCACGAGCAUGCGCCAUCGGUUGCUGCAGUCGUGGGGAGCUUGACAUUGGAUGCCUCCCAGUAUGGGUGUCGGGUGAGGCUGCUGGAUCCAGGGCAAGAGACCAUCACAGAUUUCGACAUUCCCGUGAAGGAGUUGCUCCUGGAAUUCUACGAACGCAACAAUGGACUUAAGCCGGAGAGCAUCAUAAUGUACAGGGAUGGGGUGUCUGAAGGGCAGUUCAUGGACGUCCUGGCUGUUGAGUACAGCGGUAUCAGAAAGGCGUGCCUAGAGCUGGACGACGGCACAUACAAUCCAGCCAUCACCUUCAUCGUGGUUCAGAAACGCCAUCACACGCGCCUGUUCCCGGAAAGCGACUCGGAGGCGGACAACAGCGGCAACGUGAACGCGGGCACCAUUGUGGACACCGCGAUAACGAGCCCGGAUGGCUUCGACUUCUUCCUGAACAGCCACGCGGGCCUCAAGGGCACCAGCCGGCCAACGCACUACCGGGUUCUGGUCGAUGAGAACAACUACGGCCAAGAUGGCCUUGAGCUGAUGACGUACUGGCUGUGCUACCUGUACUGCAGAUGCACUAGGUCCGUCUCCGUCGUGCCUCCAGCCUACUAUGCCCACCACGCCGCCUUCCGGGCCAGGCUGCUCAUGGAGAGUGAUUCAUCGGAUGACGCAAGCUCGGAAGCCAGCUACGGCUCUGGACAGCAAUUCACCCAGUUCCAUGACAGCAUUCGCAACGUUAUGUUCUACGUGUGA
Messenger RNA from Ostreobium quekettii, 2847 nucleotides. Lineage: Eukaryota; Viridiplantae; Chlorophyta; Ulvophyceae; Bryopsidales; Ostreobiaceae. The record is from the annotation of a GenBank genome assembly.